Messenger RNA from Gavialis gangeticus (Gharial), 1335 nucleotides. RefSeq names its product mitochondrial methionyl-tRNA formyltransferase (gene MTFMT). The transcript is spliced from 10 exons. Gene Ontology annotation, cellular component: mitochondrion. Gene Ontology annotation, molecular function: methionyl-tRNA formyltransferase activity. The record is from RefSeq and is a predicted model, not a curated record. Gene Ontology annotation, biological process: biosynthetic process; conversion of methionyl-tRNA to N-formyl-methionyl-tRNA. The coding region runs from base 1 to 1125 and encodes 374 amino acids. Lineage: Eukaryota; Metazoa; Chordata; Crocodylia; Gavialidae.
AUGAGGCACUGGGUGCUGCGGGCCUGGCGGGGUCUGUGCGGGGCCGGGCCCGGGCCCGGGCCCCCCUGGCGGGUGCUCUUCUUCGGCACCGACAACUUCGCCGCCGAGUCGCUGAGGGCGCUGGACGCCGCCAGGGAGCCCCGCCAGGACGCUCUGGUGAGCAGCCUGGAGGUCGUGACUCUGCCGUCGUCCUCAACGAGGAGCCUUCCCGUGGAAACCUGCGCUGCGCAGUGCCAGCUGCCGCUCCACCACUGGCCGCACACGGGCCCCCGCGGCUGCUUCGAUGUCGGGGUGGUGGCGUCGUUCGGGCACCUCCUCAGCGAGGACCUCAUUCAGCAGUUCCCAUAUGGCGUGUUGAAUGUGCAUCCCAGCUGUCUCCCACGGUGGCGUGGCCCUGCUCCAGUAAUCCACACAGUGCUUCAUGGUGAUACAGUAACUGGAGUGACAAUUAUGCAGAUUAGACCCAAAAGGUUUGAUGUUGGUCCAAUUAUUAAGCAAGAAAAGCUUGCUGUUCCUCCCCACUGCACAGCAAAGAAGCUAGAAGCAAUAUUAGCAAAACUGGGUGGUAACAUGCUGCUUUCUGUUUUGAAAAACUUGCCCGAAAGUUUAGAAAAUAAAAGGGAGCAACCGCAGGAGGGAGCAACGUUUGCUCCUAAGAUCACUGCUGCCAUGAGUUGUAUAAAAUGGGAAGAACAAACUGCUGAACAGAUACUGCGACUACACUGUGCCAUAGGAACUAAAUUCCCAUUGCAAACACUCUGGCUGGGUAGUCCUGUUAGACUUCUGGAUUUUGUGGAGGUGCAUAACAAGCCUGACUUUGUUGAUCAUUUAGUAAAUGAAGACAGAACAGUUCCAGGCUCCAUAUUAUACGACAAACGUUCCCAGGCACUGGUGGUUCGUUGCAAGGAAGGCUGGGUUGGAGUCAAAACUGUCAUAAAGAACAAAAGGCUUACAGCUGUUGAUUUCUAUAAUGGAUACUUGCAUCUGUGGUUCCGUCGGAAUUCAAAACUGUUUCUUGAGGAUUGCAGAUUUCAAACGCUCAAGCUUAACACAACAAAGAAAGCUUCAGAAAGAAAGGAAAUGGUGGUGAACACUAUAACACACUCACAGCAUGAAAACCGUUGAGCAGGGCACCUGUAAAUUAAUAAAUAUUUUAUUUCAUUAUUAUAAGCAAAGCUGAAUAGCUGAUCUUGGUAGCAGUGAAGAUUUCCUCAAAACUUUUUUUCCAAAGUACUACUUCCUUAAGAGAAGAAACAUAAGUCUGUAAAUAGUGAAGACUAUGAAUUGAUCUCUUUAUUUACCUUUGGACAAUAAAUUCUUCUUAUACAUAAUUUU